Argiope bruennichi is the source of this 441-nucleotide messenger RNA. RefSeq lists its product as uncharacterized. Gene Ontology annotation, molecular function: DNA binding. Bases 1 to 441 code for a protein of 146 amino acids. Gene Ontology annotation, biological process: DNA transposition; DNA integration. The record is from RefSeq and is a predicted model, not a curated record. The transcript has a single exon. Lineage: Eukaryota; Metazoa; Arthropoda; Arachnida; Araneae; Araneidae.
AUGAGCUCUCGUAGUGAAACUACUGAAUCUGAACGUUUAUUGGUUGUAAAAUGGUCAAAAGAGGGCAAAUAUCUUCGAGAAAUCGCUUCGUUGAUUGGUGUAACUCAUGGUUGUGCCCAAAAAAUACUACAGAAGUAUAAAAAAACUGGAUCUGUGGCCAAUAUUCCUGGAAGAGGACGUAAAGAAACAGUGAGUAUUACAGUGAAGAGGAAGAUCAUUCACUCAGUAAAGAAAGAUCCGAGGGUGAGUGCAUCUAAGCUAGCUUUAUCGAUGUCCUCUACAAUCGGAAAAAAGAUCUCAGAUGAAACAAUUCGACGUACCCUUCACCAAUAUGGAUUUCAUGACCGUACACCAAUACGAAAGCCACUCAUCAAGUAUAUGAAUAGACAAAAGAGAGUGACUUUCGCCAAAGAACAUCGUUUAAAGCCUAUUUCUUUCUGA